AGAAAAGUGUACUGCUUGCCACUUCGCCAAUCUAUGGAAUGCUCUGAUGCAUGGGAAGAGGCAUUGUCCAGCAUGAAUAUCAUAUCCUUUUGAAUGCUGUUGACCUCCUCUUUACUAGUGUUUAAAGAAGUUGUCAUCUAGAUAUUGGAAGUAGUCCUUUUACACCAUCUGCAAGUCAGAAAGUUCUUACAGUUUAAUCACUGAUAAUUGCAGCCCACACCAUCACUCCUUUACCACCUUGUUGACACUUGAAGAUUAUCAAAAGUCCCUCACAUCUCAUCUGUCCACAGAACCUUUGUAAAAUCAAUCUUGAGACAUGUUCAUUCCCAUGCUUGACAUUUGAACUUAUGUACCUGUUUGAGCUUUUGUGACCUUAGCAAUGUCACAUAAGACACUGCAUUUAGUAUUUAUAGAGAUCUCAUUCAAAUUGCAGUUUUGAAAAAUGGUGGCACUUGAUGCUAAAUGGUUUCCUGAAGUCUGCCCUUUAAUUUGACACCAAUGCUUGGAUAAUUUGCAUGUUCUUUUCUCUACAUGCUUUUUCCGUCCUGUUUGCCUUUUGGACACAAAAUACUUGAUUGUACAAUGAUCACGUUGUAAAUGUCUGGCAGUUUCUAUUAUCUUGAAACACCAUAUUCUUUUGCAUCCUUAUUUAAGGCAUCCACUGUGGGGUGAAAUGAAAAGGCCUCCUUUUUCCCAUAGCCUGCUGCCCUCAGGCUACUGAGAAAGGGACAUUUUUGUCCUUUUUAUUCAUAAGCCAACCGGUUAUUAAAACAAUCUAGCUUCUAUUGUAGAGUAGCAGUUAAAUUAACAGGGGUUACAUGUGGGUACUCAGUCGUAGAAACUAUGGGUUUGUAGCAGCUCCUUGUUGCUAUGGCAUUGCUACAUGUAAUUCAUUGCAACUGAGGGUAUUCUUCACUCUAAAAUGAGACUGUACUCUUGACUUAGGCAAUUGUCAAGAACACAAGUGAUCCUCAGAGAAAAAUGAUGGUGAAGAACAGUUGGGGUCAAGGUUCAAAUAAAAGCACCCAAUUGGAUCAUUGUAAUUAAAUUUGUGAAGACAGAAAAGUUUCAUAAAACAAGUUUUUUUUUUUUCUUUCUUUUUUUUUUGCUGUAGUGUUAGUAUGAAGAGAGCAGGUUUCCCACCACUAUCAUACUCUCCUGCUGUAUCUUCAGUCCACUCAUGCAAACUGCAUGCUACUUUGUAACCUUCUGCCCUAGCACCAGCUGUUGUUGGUCUUUCACCAGCAGCUGAAGAAUAUUUUCUUUCUGGAUGCCUUUCAUGAACACAGCAUACUGAAGAGGGCUACUGAUUGAUGGACACUCCAACAAUGGAAGAAUUUUCACAGUUUUACAACCAGUCAUCUGAAGAUUGUGGAGGUGCAACAGAUUGGGAGAACAUGAUUUUUGGGAUUUACUACAUCCUAAUCUUUUUCUUUGCUUUGAUUGGGAACUGCUUGGCCCUCUGGAUCUUCUCUUGCCAGCGUGGAGUUUCUUCCCCAGCCAAUGCCUUUCUGCUACAUCUUGCCAUUGCUGACCUUUCCUAUGUCAUCAUUUUGCCCCUUCGAGCCACUUACCAUCUGACAGGGGGGCACUGGCCAUUUGGUGAAAUUCCUUGCAGAGUCGUGGGCUUCCUGUUCUACGUUAACAUGUAUGGUAGUAUAUACUUUCUGGCUUGCGUAGCUGGUGAUCGAUACCUUGCUGUGGUCCAUGCUGUGAGAUCUUUAAAGAUUCGUCGACCUCUGUAUGCUCACAUUGCUAGUUUUUCCCUCUGGUUCCUGGUCAUCGUGUCCAUGGUGCCCCUACUGGCCAGCCAGCAGACAUCUGAGAUGGAGGGGGUGACUGUGUGCUUGCAACUGUAUCGUGAGAAAGCUUCCCGUCAUGCUCUCAUCUCUCUGGCAGUAGCUUUCAUUCCCCCAUUCAUAGCCACUCUGUCCUUCUACCUUCUUAUCAUUCAUAGCCUGUGCAAGGGUUCUAGGUUAGAGUCAGCUCUCAAGCUCAAGAUCCUGGGCACCAUUGGACUGGUCCUGCUCAUCUAUGUGGUGUGCUUCCUGCCGUAUCAUGCCAGUCGAACAAUUUACAUCCUGAGCUAUGGUCACCCCAGUACAUCCUGUGAGGCUAAGAGGCGCCUGAUGCUAGCCAAUCGUCUCACUUCUUCCCUAACCUGCAUGAAUGGUGCCCUGGAUCCCUUAGUCUAUCUUUUUGGGGCAGAAAAAUUCCAGGGAAGUCUGCGGAGGCUUCUUUGUAGGGAUAAGGCAGGGGGUUCUGGUGCUACCAGUGGGGACCUGAAGGGAACGCAUGACAGCUCUCUGAGUGCCAAAUCUGAGCUCUGAAGAUCCACACUAAGCCUGGAGUUUGAAAUAAACAUCAGUGAUUAUCUUAUAUUUUGUGAAUAGUUUGUUAGUCUCCCCAAAACACAAGUGCUGAAAUGACCUGAAAUGUUUUUCUUUCAUUUUUCUAAAACAAAAUUUUGCUCAUUUGGUCUUCUGUAUUGUGUUCAGGGUUUUGGACAGAUGAAAAUGCAAACUCAGCAUUAACAUUUGUUUCAAGUCGCUAGUGGGAUUUAUAUGUACCCCACUCUAUAUAAAUAUUUAAUCAAGCUUCAGCCAUAGUAUAUUUAACCUACAAAAUCUCAGCUAUUCUUUUUUGGCUUUAAAUAGUUCCCUUUCUUUAUUUUGCCAUAUGAUUUUAUAAUAGUCUAUUUAAAAAUAAAUUCCAGCAAUGAAAUUCUGUUAUGAACUCUGUUAUGAGUUAUGAAAUUCUGAUUGGUCAAAUUAAAGCUUUGAAUUGUACUGCACACACACAAUGUGCCUUGCUUUGGACUGCCACCCUGUUCAGGCUAGGCUCCAGGGUCCCAUCCAAUCCUGUAUGAUAGCACGAUGGAUGGAUGAAUGGAUACUUUAAAUAACAUUCCAUGAUUCUUAUGGUUCUUAUGAUUCUUAUGGUUAUGAUUCUUCAGAUCAUGUGACCCACCCUCUGGUUUGUCUUAUGGGUUCUUAUGGGUAUUCUUAUGGGUUACACCUCCAGGAUUGGGAGGUGGACUCCUGCAUUUGCUGUGUGUGUGUGUGUGCAGUUUGUAUGUUCUCCUUGUGUCAUGUGGGUGUCCUCCUGCAGUCCAAGGGCAUUCAGUUAGGUUUCUGUACUGGCUUUUGUAGAUUAGCUAUAGUGUAUAAAUGUGUGUGCAUGUAUGUUUCCUACAACAGGCUGGCACCCCAUCCAGGGAGUAGCCCAGCAUUGUCCCCUGUGCUGCCUGGGACAGGCUCUAGGCCCCCUGCGACCAUCACCAGGAUACAUAUUCGGAAGAGCGAUGGACAUUAUGCAUCAUCUGCAAGUGGUUACUCAAAAAAAAAGGAAACAAUAGCGAGGACUGUUAUCAGCUAUCAGUAUACACAUCACAAUUGCAUCCUUUAACCAUGCUUUGUCCGUGUCAUCUCAAAAAUAGCUAGUUUGCAUUCUUUCCAUUAUUUAUUCUCGCACUUUUUACAUGUAUGUCAAUAAAAUGCUAAAGUCA
Paramormyrops kingsleyae is the source of this 3508-nucleotide messenger RNA. RefSeq names its product G protein-coupled receptor 17 (gene gpr17). NCBI's taxonomy places the organism in Eukaryota, Metazoa, Chordata, Actinopteri, Osteoglossiformes, Mormyridae. Gene Ontology annotation, cellular component: plasma membrane. Gene Ontology annotation, biological process: G protein-coupled receptor signaling pathway. Gene Ontology annotation, molecular function: G protein-coupled receptor activity. The record is from RefSeq and is a predicted model, not a curated record.